AUGGACAAGUUACCUAAAUUAGCAUCUCUGGGCGAUAAUACCAAGGUGAUUGAUGCUACAAAUAGACAUGUUACAUCUAUCUUACCCAUAGUAGGUAUAGGUAGAUUAGGACAAACAACCUUGGCGAAGUUGGUCAUUAAUCACGAGAGGAUAAAAGAACAUUUUGAUCAAACCAUAUGGGUGUGCGUGUCUCAACCUUUUAAUGUCAAGAAGAUUUUGGGAGCAAUCUUAGAAACUCUGAAGGGUACUUCUAGUAGUUUGGACAAUAAAGACGUCUUACUUCGUGAAGUUAAAAAAAAGAUGCAUGGAAAAACAUAUUUUCUUGUGCUGGAUGAUGUUUGGAAUGAAGAUCCUUCUUUGUUGGGUGAGUUGAAGAAUUGUUUGAUAAAGAUCACUGAAAAUUCAGGAAAUAGUAUCCUUGUGACUACCAAGAGUGCUGAAGUUGCAAAAAUCAUGAAAACACUUCCUAGUCAUGAUUUAGUUAAACUCUCUCACCAUSAGUGUUGGUCCUUAUUUCAAGAAAGUGCAAAUGCAAAUGGACUACCAAUGACUCCAAGUUUGAAAGUUGUUCGAGAAGAGUUAGUCAAGACAAUUGGUGGCAUACCAUUAGUUGCAAGAGUCCUGGGAGGGGCAGAACCAUAUUUAGGAAACACAGACAAUUGGGUGACAAAGUUAAAAAGUUUAGUAAGUAAUUCAUUGCAAAACAAAAAUAUUGCUACAUCCGCACUAAAAUUAAGUGUAGAUCGUCUACCAAAACAUUCUUUAAAGCAAUGUUUUGCCUAUUGUUCAAAAUUUCCCAAAGAUUUUAAGUUUAAGAAAGAACAACUAAUUCAAAUGUGGAUGACACAAGGAUUUAUUCAUCUACCCGAAGAAGGAAGAAGUAACGAAACAAUAGAAGAUGAAGGAGAUAGGCACUUCAAGAUCUUGUUGCGUCGUUGCUUAUUUCAAGAUGUUGUUCAAGAUGAUAGAGGAAGAAUUGUAAGUUGUAAGAUGCAUGAUCUUAUACAUGAUAUUGCAUGUGAUGUUUCAAAUGAUCAUAAAUUGCAAUAUUCUAGCCAUUCAUUGGAUGGGGAAGUUUGGACGGAUGAGAAUAAAAAAAUUGCAAGCAAGUUACACACCAUAAUUCAUUAUCAAGAUCAGAUGAUGCCUCCCGUAGUGGACAAGAUGUGUCAUAUAAUAGAGAAAGUGAUUCAUGAUAAGAUGAUGAACUUUGUUUGUUUGCGUGUUUUGAAGAUGAAUUCUAGGUCAAUUUCUGAGUUACCAGAUUCUAUUGGGGGCUGUCUAAAUUGUGAAAGGCUUCCAAUGCUUGGGCAGUUAACAAACUUAAAGAGGCUUGAUGUAUAUGACUUGCAUAGUAUUCGAAGUUUAGGAAAUGAAUUCUAUGGAAAUGAUUGUAAUCAAAGGACCUUAUUCCCCAAGCUAAAGGCAUUCUAUGUCUCUGAUAUGGAGAACUUAGAGCAGUGGGAAGAAGUAACAGUUGCUUCAAAUCUCACCACAUUUCCUUGCCUUGAAAAGUUGAGCAUUCGUACAUGUCGCAGGUUAAUGAACAUUCCAGAUGUUUUUGGUUCUCGUGACGAGAAUGGGGUCGAGCACCUUCGUCUUCUGAAUAUUUCAUAUUGUGAUGGAAUGACCAAACUUCCAAACGGGCUACAAUUUUGUCCUUCCAUCGUACGUUUGGAAAUAGAAAACUGUUCCAAAUUGAGCUUAAGUCUGCAGAGGUUGUCUUAUCUAAGAAUUGAAGGCUUACACAAAUUGCCAGAGGGGAUAGCCCAUCUCAAGAACUUGCAAGCACUGGCAAUUUCUGGAUGCAUCCAAAAUUAUGACUUUUGCCCUCUCAUGCAUCUUCCUUCUCUUACAAAGCUUCAUUUGUGUGACGAGCUGAAAAGUGCCACCCAUCUUCCUCAACAACUUGAGCACUGCACUACUCUGCAAUAUCUAGUCAUUGAAAAAUUUGAGCAUAUGGAAGCUUUGCCAGAAUGGUUGGGAAACCAGCUUACAUCGUUGAAAGUAUUAUGUCUUGACUCUUGCAAGAAUCUGAAACAGUUACCUUCCACAGAAGCAAUGCUACGCCCCACCAAAUUAAGUGCUUUCUAUGUUGAUGCAUGUCCGCGGCUACAACUCGGUGAAGGUGACACGGAGCGGGCCAAACUUUCCCAUCYAAUUCCAGAAAUUCGUGUUUACCUCCAUCAUAUUUGGUUUUUUUGGUUCUUUUUAGGACCACCCUUGAGAUAA
Molecule: messenger RNA, 2232 nt
Organism: Momordica charantia (bitter melon)
Lineage: Eukaryota; Viridiplantae; Streptophyta; Magnoliopsida; Cucurbitales; Cucurbitaceae
Source: RefSeq, a predicted model, not a curated record